Cyprinus carpio (common carp) is the source of this 6809-nucleotide messenger RNA. RefSeq names its product glypican-5-like. The coding region runs from base 4484 to 6169 and encodes 561 amino acids. Gene Ontology annotation, biological process: cell migration; regulation of protein localization to membrane; positive regulation of canonical Wnt signaling pathway. The transcript has 9 exons. The record is from RefSeq and is a predicted model, not a curated record. Gene Ontology annotation, cellular component: extracellular region; plasma membrane; cell surface. Lineage: Eukaryota; Metazoa; Chordata; Actinopteri; Cypriniformes; Cyprinidae.
GAUUUUGGAUUAUUAUUAUUAUUAUUAUUAUUGCAUCCAAGCGGUCGUGCCUGUUCGCUGGUUUUUUUUCCCCUUCGCCAAUGCUUUCUUUUCGAUUGGUUGGAGGGCUAAAGAUCGGAAGUAGUUUAUUUAUGCUAAUGAAGGAGUUGGGGGUUGUAGAUAUUUACGUUCAGCGGGAGCCGCCCUUCAUUCACCCACAUGGUUCAAGGCAGGUCGCGUUCGCGCCACUUUUGCAAUUUCACUACGAUUAAGAAAGUCGUUUUAGCAGAAGUUUCACUUUGCUUUGGAUGCGCGCCGCGUGCGUUACGUUCGACCGCGGUCUACUUUUAAGUUUACGCACCAGUUUCGCAGAUUUGUCCAGAGCAGUGGCAGUAAACGGCAAGUGAGUGAAGAUGGUGGAUUUCACUGGUGAGUGUCUUACUGUGCGUUAUUGACUAGGAACCUGUUGUUACAUUUUUCUGGCUUAGUCUCACAAACUCAACCGCGUUUUCCCGCUUAAACACAUAAGAGGUGAUUUCCGCGCAGGAUUGUGUAACUCUGUUAUUGCAAGCGACAACGAUGGUGAUACAAACAAUGUAGUAAGUGGCGCAUGGUAGUCCUCUCCACCUCCAUACUUGGGGAGAAUGUGGGAGAUUUGAAAAGCAUGCUUGCUGCAAUGCAACUACCAACUCUUUUAUUUCACCGCACGCCUGCGCAGUACGCUUAAUUUCGCAUCGUAAAUACGCGUUCGCGUAGUCAAAUGCGAAUUAAGUUGUUUUUAGACUUCUAGAGUGAUGUUUUCUCGUUCUGUAGAGCGUGCGAGUUAAAGUGCCUCCAGAACAAAGCAGCAGCACAUGGGGGGACGCGUAGGCCGCGCGCGCACAGGCUAGCUUAGCAACGGCGCGCUGGACAAAAACAUCCCCCCUUUUUGCUAUCACUUUCUGCUUUAGGUUUUUAAGGAUACAUGUGGAGAGGUGUUAAAAUUAUUAAAGUGAAUUAGCCACACAAUGAGCUUGUUGGUUUUUAUCGACUUCUUUUAAUGGGGAAUGGAUUGAGCUAGCAGGACUAGUCAUUGUAGUUUAACUAUUAACUGACUAGUUUCUCUCAGGAAACGCUUCGUGUAAAUACUAUGAGCGCCUUAUUCGUUGACGUUAAGACAUUUAGUUGUUUUUGUAUUCUGAGUGCACGUUUAAGCCACAAUCCAAGCCAGUUAGCUUAGCAUUAGCAGCUAUCCCUGUCCUCAACAUCGGCUGAACGCUAAAGCAACAACCCGCCACUUUAUUUCCCAGACCUGUUUUGUCGCUUCUACCUGUUUGACAAAGUGAACAUAUUAAUUGUUGUCUACUAUAGUAGUUUUUUAAGCGAAGACUGAUCCGGUUGGUAAACUCAACGGCGCCAUGUUAGUGCAGUUUGUUUUAGGUGGGGGGAGGGGUGACCGGGGAGCGCCUCAGUGCGCAUGCGCUACACAGACCCACGGCGCGGUCCGCAGGCUGCGCAAUUCAUUCACCCGCUCAGCUCUAGUUCUCAUAACUUGGAGAUUGGUAGUGAAAUGCACCUUUAAAACGGAGAGAGCGAAGUAGAAACCUCAAGAAAGAUGGGAGUAGUUUCCCGCAAGUUCUUUGGAGGCUUUCGUCCAUUGGACUUUGUUGAUGGUGUGGACAUGGUUGGAGUCAAUGUAUUGUCAAAGUGCUUACAGUGCAGGUAGUAUUAUGGAAUAUCUACUGCAGUGGAGGCACUUCUAGCAAUAUACUUGGCAAUUGCCUUUUCCCUCCGCCAAACAUCCUUCACCAAGACACCAUACUAACGGCUUUGUGCUAAGGUGCAUCUAGUGCAGAUAGUGAAGUAGACUAGCACCUACUGCCCUAAGUGCUCCUUCUGGCACGAGGGACUGUGACUUUCAUCCUUGUAUGCGAAUGAAGUCAUUUUUUUUUCUUCCUUUUCUUUUGGUGCAGUUCUCUGCUAGUUUUGCAUAGUUGCACUACAAGAAAACAGGAGUUGUGCAAAUCUAUGCAAAACUGAUGGUGGCCUGCUGCUUCUCCACGUUUCCCAAAUUUUGGUGUGAAAUCUGAAAGGAGUUGCCCCCCCAUUCUUUUAAAUAAAACCUGGCAUUGUGUUAGAGUUUCAGCAGUGCUAAAGUGCUUAUAGUGCAGGUAGUAUUUCUAUAAUCUACUGCAGUGUGAGCACUUGAAGUACUUCUAGCUAAAUGCAUCUGGGAUCUAAAGACUUCUGCGAACACUCCUGGGUCUCUGUACGCUGUGUAGCCUUGCUGGACCCCAGUCAGUUUUGCUGGUUUGCAUUCAGCUUAAGACAGUGUGCUGUGCAAAUCCAUGCAAAACUGACAGUGGCAGCACAUCCAAGAACCUCUUUUGGAGCGGUUUGGUCCCUUUCUGCACAGGUUGGGAUUGGUAGCAAUGCUGUGUGUUUGGAAGGUAUUGCACUUGUCCCGGCCUGUAGAGGAUUGUGGAGAUUGUACCCCACAAGUAGGUUUUUUUUUUAAGUUCCCCAGAAUCCCCAUUCUUUUUCAUAAAUGCAAUUGUAUUGUUAUGGUGUGUUUUUUUUUUUUUUUUUUUUUUUUUAAUAUGAAUGAGAUUGAAUAUUCAUGAGGUUUGCUAUUAUUAUUUUUUUUAAAUGCAUCAAAUGGUAUGUAUUUAAAUGAAAGAAUUGUCAAUAAAAGAUUAAGAUAUGCAUUGUCUUACUGUGUUUCUGAAUUCUAUCAUAUCUUAUCUAACACUAGUCACUUACCGCAUGUGAGACAUACAGGUGUAACUUGGGGCUGAUAACUUUUAACCUCAAUGCUUUAUGUGGUGCGAUUGGUAUCAGCUUGGAUAUUGUUUUCUGGGGUGCAAGAGUUUGAUGUUGUUCUUAAAGAGGUGACCUUUUGUUUAUUUUGUACCAAUUCCAUGGAUCCAGACCGUUUUACUGGAUCAACAUGAGCAGACAAAUUCAGCACUGUCUAUCAAGCUGUUCAUUUGCUUUGUUAAAUACAAUUAUUAAAAUGCAGAGCAAGUUGUGAACCUGCUUAAUGCAGAGGGGUGGUCUUAAAAUAAAUAUAACAAAAGGAGUAAAUAUUUUAGCCUUAUUUUAUAAAUAUUUAAUUUGUAUUGAUCAUUGUACAUGUGCUAUGAGAUGAGAAGAAAACUCCCUCUAAAUCCGCAGUAACAAUUCUAUUGUGCAUUUUCAGCUGAAGUUCUUUCUAAUGAAACAUUACCAUGGUGUCCAGCUACUGUUCAGAAGAAUGUAGGGAGGUUUUCUGUAACCCACUGUAAAGAUGAACAAGUUUCCUUUUGAAUAAAACAAGUUCUCUCAAUGUUUAAAAUUUAAAAUGCAUUUUAGGUUUAUAAGGGAAUGCAGCAGACCUAUGAGUAUCCAAAACCUUUAGUUUAAAUUCUGAUCAGUUUGUGUCGUCAAUGCGUUUUAAUGCUCUCUGCAAUAUUACAGAUACUAAUCAAAAUGGAAUGAACUGUGAGGUUAUGGUUGUUUACCACUUAUGGUUAUAGUCAUUUAGGAAGUAUGACCACGUGAAUAGCUGUUUUAUAAUUUAUUUUUGUCCAGACAAAUUAUUACUAUUAUUAUAUUAACUAGAUGCCAAAGUCAAGCUCGAGUUAAUUGAACUCGAGAGUUGAGAUGUCUGUAGUUUCAGUAUUUGUCCAAUAGAUGGGUCUAUUGCAACCCUUUUGAGAGACUGCUCGCACUUCUCUGGAAGUUUUUCUUCUUACUAGCACGCAAUUUGAUUAGACUUUUCAGUUACAGCCCUCAAAAAAUCACUAGCAUUACCGUGUAAGGUCUAAAACAUUUUUACAUAGAAAGCCAAUAUAUACAAUAGACAGGUUUGGGCAUCAACUUUAAUUAAAAAAAAAAGUAUUUUGGGGGGCGAUUCUAGCUCGGUAACAGUGUUGUAGUCGUAAAACACAUAACUAAACAAUGACAGUAUGUUGGUAUAUCAUCCAAACGGGACUCGAGGAGCUGUUGCUAUGGUUACAAGCAAACGCGAUUUCUGUUUGCGCGCGUAUACGUUUAGCGCACUCUAUAUGUAACGUAUAGUAAAAUAAUGUAUCUGACUCAUCUCAGAAGUAUUUUAACCUUUAAGACUCCCAGAGUUUCAUGGUACAAAACGCGCCAAUUAUUCGGAAAAUGUUGACACGCGACAAAACUAGGUAAAAGCUCUCGAAACUGUAGUAUUGUUGCCCGCUUCGUUAGUGUAGAUAGUGUGUUGAAGGGCAGCGGCACUGCUUUUGCAGUCUGACUUACUACACUAAUGAUUCCGCCCAUCCUCUCUUGACAGCUCCGUCUUUCACUAACACACUCUUUGAACACUUUUUUUUUUUGAAGGUCCUGCGUGAAAGCCUUUCCAGGCGCGUGACAGGCACAAUAUCUCGCAAAUGUUUUUCUUCACCUAAAUCUGCGCUGUUUUCAUCAAGCAAGUUUUCUGACACCUAAACAACGCCCGCGUUUCUAGUAACGUACUUUACUCGAACGGACAAACUCUCCUGGUCAGCUUCUGGAGAUGGGGAUGCGUGGAGUUUUGUUCUACGCGUUUUUAGCGGUUUUCAUCGAUCCAUGUCGGGGGACUUUAAUGAACUGCGAGGAAGUGCGCAAAGUUUUCCAAAUGAAGGAAAUCGGACCAGUAAAAUCAAUACCUGAAACACCGAGAACAGGUUCAGACCUCCAGGUUUGUUUGUCAAAGAAUCUAACGUGCUGCACCAAGAAGAUGGAGGAGCGUUACCAGGUGGCGGCGCGACGGGACAUCCAGAACCUUCUCCAAAUGUCCAGCUCUAGUCUGAAGUUCCUCAUCUCACGCAAUGUGGCUGCUUUUCAAGAAACCGUGGACUCCCUGGUCCAUCAGGCGGAGAACCACACUCAUGCCGUCCUUCUGCAGACAUACCGUGACCUGGCCAGUCCCGCGGCGGCUCCGAUCGGGGAAUUUUUCACAGACGUUGCUCUCUUUGUCUUGGGCUCCGAGCUCAGUCUGGAAGAAGCUUCACACCGCUUUUUCAACGCCCUUUUCCCCCUGGUUUACGAGCGGCUGGUGGAGCCGGGUCUCUCCCGCUUGUCUUUACCAUACGCGGAGUGUGUCCGCGCGGCCUGUCGGGAUCUGGCGCCAUAUGGUGGAGCCCCAAGCCGCCUCGCCGCGCACAUCUCCCGUGCCUCACUGCCUGGCCGGGUGUUUCUCCAGGCGCUACACUUGGGCGUCGAGGUCAUCAAUACGACCGACCACAUUCAGCUCAGCCGUGAGUGUAGACGUGGGCUGCUGAGGAUGAGCUACUGCCCGCACUGUCAGGGUCUGACCGCCAGCAAGCCCUGCAUGGGCUACUGCCUCAACGUGGUGCGAGGGUGUCUCGCCAGCCUGGCCGAAGUGGAUGCCCAUUGGAGGGAGUUUGUGCGAUCGUUAGAGAUGCUCUCCACCCGCAUGCAUGGAGCACAGGACCUGGAGCAAGUGCUUCUGGGAGUUCACGAGCUGGUGAGGGAUGCGGUGGCCCACGCGCAGAUGAAUGCACCGCGACUUUCUGCUCAGGUGCACAGGGUGUGCGGUCACCCCAGCAGACAGCCGGAGCAGGUGAGCAGCGUUCAGCAUGGUGGCGCCGGCCAAGACUCUCUUCCUUUGAAAGGAAUGGUCAGAGACGCAGAGGACACGCUCAGCAACAGGAGGAAAGAGUUCAUCAGCAGUCUGCGUCUACACCGCGCCUUCUACGGCGGCCUGGCCGACCAGCUGUGUGUGAGCGAGUUGGCCUCUGGAGACGGACUGGCCUGCUGGAACGGGGCUGAUGUGGGCAAAAGCUACACUCUUCGAGUGGUUGGCAAUGGGAUUAAAGCCCAGGCUGAAAACCCAGAAGUCAAAGUAAAGGAGGCCGACCCGGUGAUCAGUCAAGUCAUUGAUAAACUGAAGCACGUCAAUCAGCUGUUGCAGGGCAAGUCAAUACCAAAGCUUGGCACCCUGGACCAAAUCGAGACAGGAAGUGGAGACGGAUACAGUGGAGAGUGUGACGACGAGGAUGGAUGCUGGGGAUCAGGGAAUGGAGCGGCCAAGAGGAGAAGAAUAGUCACUAUAUUGACAUCAGAAAAUAGCAACAAUCACCGAUACCAUCACCCACAAACCAAAGACUUUGAUCAGAUGAAUUCUGGCACGAGAGGAACACAAACCGUCCUGCUGGUUCUGGUCUCGAUAUGUGCGUUUGCUCUGUUGUCAGGGUAACGGCAGCCAACUGGGUCUGAACCCCAGCCUCAAGACUGCUUUUCACACUGUUUCGUAGAAAGAAAAGAAAACGUGCCAGCUUUUAAAAUGUCGAGGGUGAAAUUCCAGCGAGGAGAUGUUCUCGAAUGGAAACGGAUCGUAAAAAUUGAUGCAUUGAGAACUGAGGAUGAACUGAGAGUGAAAAAAAAGAAACAAAUCUGUCCUUUUAUCAUAACCUUUUUAAUCGUAAGUGUUUCUAUCAUAAACAUAACAGGCUACUAAACAUUCUGCCGACACUUUACUGCCUUGAAAAAUGUCUUUUCUACAGGGUUCAGACUAACACUUUUAGAGAGAAAUUACUUAAUUAAAUUCUUUACUGAUGUAUAUUCAUAACAUAGUUGUGAGCUGAAAUGAGCACUGCACAUAUCAGCAUUUUUUUAUAGGAAUGAUGCAAUAUUUCUGAUGUCACGUACUGCUUUUUGAAUAUGUCUUGGUACCAUGUACCUAAAUGACCUCUUUUUUUCAGCAUUUUUAAAUGUACUGUACUUUUUCUUUUCAUCUGAAAUGGCAUACGACGCACCUUAAAAUGUAUAAAGAUGUGUUGAUUUAAAUGUAUUUAUUCUUGGUUACAGAGUGACAUUAAACAGAUAAUGAAACUAAA